Molecule: messenger RNA, 1988 nt
Organism: Myxocyprinus asiaticus (Chinese sucker)
Lineage: Eukaryota; Metazoa; Chordata; Actinopteri; Cypriniformes; Catostomidae
Product: cAMP-dependent protein kinase inhibitor alpha-like
Exons: 3
Coding region: 16-384 (122 amino acids)
Biological process (GO): negative regulation of cAMP-dependent protein kinase activity
Cellular component (GO): nucleus; cytoplasm
Molecular function (GO): cAMP-dependent protein kinase inhibitor activity
Source: RefSeq, a predicted model, not a curated record
UGCCAUGUGAACUGAAUGACACACUCACACACUCACACACACACACACACACACACACACACUGAAGAUGCCCUGAUACACACCUGUUCUGUCCAAGAGAAACAUGAUGCACAGAAACAUGGAAACCAUUUCUCUGUAGGCUGCCCAUUAUUGUGCAGUGGUGAGAUGACGGAAGUGGAGUCGGUGUUGGAUUUUUCUUCAUCGGGUCGUUCAGGCCGACGGAAUGCUCUGCCUGACAUCCUGGGCUCUCCGGCUGGUGUGAACCCCUCCGACCUGCCACUCAAACUAGUUGAACUCACAGAUGGUCCUGGAGGGGCUCAGUCUCCAACAACACAGGAAGUCCCGCCCCCUGCAGAAAGCUCAGAAGAGAACCAGGGAACCUGAAAUCUCUCUCCACGUCACUAAAUGAACAGCUGCUUUGCAUCACCGAUGGAGAGAAACAGAAUGAGAAAGGGAUGGAGAGAGAAAUAGAAAUGUAAAGGUGGCAGUUCAAUUAGUCUGUGGUACUGGGAUUGAUCUUCAGUGAUGGUUGUGCUGCAGACUAACACUGGCCUUUCACACACAGAUUCUCUCUCUUCCUCUUUCACACACAUGCAUUCACAAACACACACUUACAUUCAUAAAGGCCACAGACUACGAAUCUCUGAAGUGAAGGGACUAAUAAUCCAACAGGUAAUUUGUCAAAUACAACAAUGAAAUUAAGUUCUUCACCACUAGGGUCACCAAACAAAAUUGCAGUUGAGGUUAUUAUAGUUUUGAAUUUGUUAUUUAGUUUUAACUUUUUUACUUGUCCUUUCAAUUUAGUUUAAAACUGAAGUGUGUAACUUUUUUUUUAAUGUGAAAAUACCUAUAUCCCAGCUUAAUAUGAAGAGACAACUAUAAGUAAGCCAUUCAUAGUAUGUCGAUUUACUGAAAACUGUUAACACACUGUCUUUUUGGUGCUAUAAAAAUAGCUCUGUUUGUUUGAGCUGCCCAGAUGCCAAACACAGCAGCACUGACAACCAAUAGUGUGCAUUUGGGGCGGGACUAUCUGUUUGUUUGACCAUUGGCAAACAGCUUUUCAAAGCUGUUGGAACAAUUUUGAAGUAAUGAAAGUGCACUUUAUUUUAUUGUUUUCACAAUCAUUUUUUUAAAUUUGUGUUAAAAAUGUUUUCAUUUAGGCUUCAUUUUCAUUUUUGUUUAAAUGAACGUUAAUUGCACUCUUUGUUUGAGCAGCCCAACCAAUGGCAGAAGCGGGGAGUGUUUGAAAGCUAUAUGAAAACAAUCAUUAUUUUUGGUGCCACUUGUGGCACUUAAAUUACACGCUGCAGCUUUAAGUGUCAACUGAGAUGAGACAUAUAUUUUUAUGUGACAUUUGACAGUAUGUGUCAUGUGGCACCUGUGUAUUAUAAAAACUUUCUUUAAAUGUUAAAUAUUGCAGAAAGGGAAUGUAAGAAUCGGACUGUCAUGUGAAAGAGGCGGGUUACCUCUAACAUACAAGUCUUUAAAGUAUUUGUGCACUGAAUGCUUCGUAUGGGUAUAUGGACUCAUGUAAUAUAUAAUAAUUCACAGCAUCACUAGCGUGUGUCAUUAGCAUAUAUUGGGGGAGCUGGCAAUGUCACAUGUGUUGCAAACACACAAGCAUCACUUCUGCAAACACAGCUUUCAAUGUCACCUUCUGCCACUCAACAGCUUGAAAUGCGUCAUCUGUUCACAGCUAUUAGCACAUUGGCUGACGUGCGACAGAGACAACAGCAUCAAAGAUUGCCAAAAUGACCUCAGAUGACUGAAACAGGACUGUGAGCUCGCUGAGAUGAGCCAUGGUUCAUAUGAUCCAUCUCUAUAGGAACGGUCAGUUUUUGUAAAUAGUGUAAUACUGUGCCAAGAUUAAGGGUAUUUCCUAUGUGUUUAUAUUCAAUGUUUUACAAAUGUGUCAGGUCCCCUGUUGACUCUGUUUUGAUUCUUCAUAGUGAAAUCAUCAAAAAUAAAAAUUCUAAUUCUAAUAAAAA